Cervus elaphus (red deer) is the source of this 2333-nucleotide messenger RNA. It is a transcript of the gene WDR5B, whose product is annotated as WD repeat domain 5B. The record is from RefSeq and is a predicted model, not a curated record. NCBI's taxonomy places the organism in Eukaryota, Metazoa, Chordata, Mammalia, Artiodactyla, Cervidae. Bases 1157 to 2149 code for a protein of 330 amino acids. Gene Ontology annotation, molecular function: histone binding. The transcript has 2 exons. Gene Ontology annotation, cellular component: Set1C/COMPASS complex.
GGUAUCACCGACUCGAUUGAGUACACUCCGGGAGAUGGUGAUGGACAGGGAGGCCUGGCAUGCUGCGAUUCAUGGGGUCGCAAAGAUUCGGACACGAAUGAGCCACUUAACUGAACUGAAAACAUCCCGAAACACUUAGGGGACACACUUAAAUCUGGGCAUAAACUUGGCUACGUUGCCCUCGCCUACUUGCAGGCCUUCGAACCCGCCACCAGGCUCUACAUAACAGCUGGAGAGGAGAACGAAAGCCACCUGUGCAGCAGGAGCUUAUACGGAGUCACCAGCGCUGAGAGGGCCCAGGAAGGCUAAGAAACGCGCAGUGUGAACGGCUUACAUCCAAAUCCAUGCCUGCAGGCAUCUCAAAAUUCAGGUCUUCCUCGUCACACGGUUUCCAAAAAGUAAUGAAUGGUCUCUGAAAUACAGCUUCUCACACUAUCCAGCGAAGUCUAGAAGAAGCCUUUCCUGCAGAGGCCGGAAGGAAACCCCAGCGUCUGCUUUUGCGCAAGCGUAAACCGACUUCUCCCACAAGCCUCCUCGGCUCGGAAGCGGUGGGAGGGGCAUCCUCUGCGCAUGCGCCGGGCUCCCGGCUGUCAUGCGCACGCGUUAUUCCUUACGCAGCUGUUUGGAGCGUCGGCGGCAGGUGUGGGCGUUAAGAAAUCGUGUGUAUGCAGGUUUUUGCUUAGCUUCUGAAAUCUUGUUUAAAGCGGCGAUUAUUCAUGCUCAAAGUAGAGUGCCUAAAGUCAGGCAGGUAAGGGUACUCAGAUAUUUCGGAGCUGGGGGAGAAGCAGUGAAAAAUAUUUUCUGUAGAUCCCCCCCCACCCCACCGCUUGCUGCUUUGAAGCGCGUUAUAUAGUCACAAAACACCCAGCAUUAAUACCUUACUUGCCGACAGCGCACGGAACUGUUUUAAUAGUAUUUUUAAAGUAUUUGUUUACAGAAGAAGCAGCGAGGAAAAAGUGAAGUGGUCCAAGCUGUGCUGCUGAACCAGUCGAUAUCGUUGUUUAAAAACGAUCCAGAAAUUAGUCACUGAAAGGCCUUUUUUGUUUUUGAGUCCGAUGUUUUUUAUCUUCAUUUUGCUGUAUACAAAGCCAAAAUACGGACUGCUUGGUUCAAGACCGGACAUCUAGCCAACGUACCGACUUCGAGUUUCAGAGUCAUGACUACAGAACAGUCAGGAAAUGCGAAAGCAGAGCCGGCCCUUCCUUCGUCUGCCAAUCAGAGCAAGCCAGUGUCUGAAAAACCAAACUACGCUCUGAAAUUCACUCUGGAGGGACAUACGGAAGCAGUAUCAUCAGUUAAGUUUAGUCCUAAUGGAGAAUGGCUAGCAAGUUCUUCUGCUGAUAAAGUCAUUAUAAUUUGGGGAGCCUAUGAUGGAAAAUAUGAGAAAACACUUAAAGGACACAGUCUUGAAAUAUCAGAUGUUGCCUGGUCAUCAGAUUCUAGUCGUCUUGUUUCUGCCUCAGAUGAUAAAACUCUAAAAAUUUGGGAUGUGAGAUCUGGAAAAUGUUUGAAAACACUUAAGGGGCACAGUAAUUACGUUUUUUGCUGUAAUUUCAAUCCACCGUCCAACCUCAUCAUUUCAGGAUCUUUUGAUGAAAGCGUGAAAAUAUGGGAGGUGAGAACAGGCAAGUGCCUUAAGACUUUGUCAGCUCAUUCUGACCCAGUUUCUGCUGUCCAUUUUAAUUGUAGUGGGUCCUUGAUAGUAUCAGGUAGCUAUGAUGGUGUCUGUCGAAUCUGGGAUGCUGCAUCAGGUCAGUGUUUAAAAGCACUUGUUGAUGAUGAUAACCCUCCUGUCUCUUUUGUAAAAUUUUCUCCAAAUGGUAAAUAUAUUCUCAUUGCAACUUUGGACAAUACUCUUAAACUAUGGGAUUACAGCAGAGGCAGAUGCCUGAAGACAUAUACUGGUCACAAGAAUGAGAAAUACUGUGUAUUUGCCAGUUUUUCAGUUACUGGUGGAAAAUGGAUUGUCUCUGGUUCAGAGGAUAACCUGGUAUACAUUUGGAACCUUCAAACUAAGGAGAUUGUACAGAAAUUACAAGGUCAUACAGAUGUGGUAAUCUCAGCAGCUUGUCAUCCUACAGAAAACAUCAUUGCUUCAGCAGCAUUAGGAAAUGACAAAACAGUUAAAUUGUGGACGAGUACUUACUAAACCCUUUAGAAAUCAAGUGGUAGAGUCAAACUGGCCAAAAAAAGGCUUCAUUUAACCUAGAUCAAACUGUGGUGUUGGAGAAGACUCUUGAGGGUCCCUUGGACUGCAAGGAGAUCCAACCAGUCCAUCCUAAAGGAGAUCAGUCCUGGGUGUUCACUGGAAGGACUGAUGUUGAAGCUGAAAC